Sitophilus oryzae (rice weevil) is the source of this 2012-nucleotide messenger RNA. Its product is annotated as beta-galactosidase-1-like protein 3. Bases 4 to 1992 code for a protein of 662 amino acids. Gene Ontology annotation, cellular component: vacuole. Gene Ontology annotation, biological process: carbohydrate metabolic process. The record is from RefSeq and is a predicted model, not a curated record. The transcript is spliced from 6 exons. Lineage: Eukaryota; Metazoa; Arthropoda; Insecta; Coleoptera; Curculionidae. Gene Ontology annotation, molecular function: beta-galactosidase activity.
UCUAUGUUGACCAGAAUUCCAGUCAUAUACAUGAUGAUGCCCUCGGUGUUACUACUGUGCUUGCUGGUUAGUUUCUCUCUAGGGGACUUGCCAACUAAUUAUGAAUAUUAUACAUCUGAUGGCAUUAGCUCAGGUCUAUCGACUGAUCAGCCUACUUUUUACCUAAAUGGCAAAGAAAUCUAUAUUUAUAGUGGUGCCAUACAUUAUUUUAGGGUACCAAGAGCUUACUGGAGGGAUAGGCUAAGAAAAUUAAGAGCAGCAGGUUUCAACACAGUAGAAACAUAUAUAGCAUGGAAUUUACAUGAAUAUCAAUCUGGUGUAUAUGACUUUGGAAAUGGUGGAUCUGAUAUGGAAGACUUUUUACAUUUAGAAGAAUUUAUACAAACUGCACAAGAUGAAGACUUAUUUGUAAUCAUACGAUCUGGACCGUUUAUUUGUGCUGAAUUCGAAUUUGGAGGAUUCCCUAGCUUUAUACUUCGCGACGGUCAAGACUUAUGGGUCAGAACAGAUAACGAAUUAUAUAUGAAUUACGUAACUAGGUGGUAUAAUGUCCUUAUGCCAAUAUUGGCUCAACAUCAAUUUACUAAAGGAGGUCCAAUUAUUAUGUUACAAGUAGAAAAUGAAUAUGCCAUUACGGGAUACAAGGAUCAUAAUUAUUUAUGGCAUCUUAGGCAAUUAAUGUUGGACAAUGGAAUCGUUGAGCUUCUGGUUACCGCAGACAACCCUUGGAAGGGCACUGACGGAGCUUAUCCAGAAUACUUUUUGAUGACUGGAAACUUCGAUUCUGACGCUCAGACUAAUUUAGAUACUCUGAAAUCGCUUCAGCCCAACAAACCAAUAAUGGUCAUGGAAUAUUGGUCAGGUUGGUUCGAUUAUUGGGGUCAGCAGCAUCAAAACAAAACUGCUGACCAAUUUAAGGAAGUUUACGAAGCGAUAUUGUCAUAUCCAGCAUCCGUAAAUAUGUAUAUGUUUAUUGGAGGAACUAACUUUUAUUUUUUAAGUGGUGCCCAAAACUUAGCAUACGAUGAUUUAAAUACUAAAUUUACUCCUAUGACCACUAGUUACGAUUAUGGUGCACCAUUAGCCGAAAAUGGCGCUUAUACAGACAAAUACUGGAUAGCUCAAGAACUAAUUGCUAAAUAUAAUCCAAUACAAACUAAACUUCCUGCAGUACCUGAUGAAAUCAAGCCGAUAUAUUAUCCAUGGGUAACACUGGACAAACAAAUAACACUAGAUACCUUGUUAAUACAUGCAUUAUCUGAUACAUCCUCUAAUUUAAUUUCUAUGGAAAAUAUGAACAUAAACGGUGGUAGUGGGCAGAGUUAUGGAUACGUAGUUUAUAGAAAAACAGGUUUAACUCUAUCAGCUAAUUCAGUUUUAAAAAUAGAAGGAAGAGUUUGUGAUACUGUGAUAGUUCUGGUAAAUGGAGUUCGUGUAUCGCCUAUCUUAGAAACAUCAUCUGAUUUGAAUAACUUUGGAACGUGGAGAACAAAUGAUUCAACAUUGAUAUUGAAUACGGUUGAUCUGACUGACGUUACAGUUGAUUUAUUGGUAGAAAACUGGGGCAGAGUAAACGUAGGAGCAUAUAGACAAUAUAAAGGACUUUGGGAAGGGAAUGUACUGAUUAACGGCAAUAUAAUAUCAGACUGGACAUUGUACGCGCUAGAGUUCAAGAAAUCGUGGACAAAUAGCUUAACUGACUGGACUUCCGUAACAUCUCGUGACAUUAAUCAACCAGUCCUAUAUAAAGGGACUUUAUCAAUCACUGGUACACCCGGAGAUAGUUACGUUUAUAUGGAAGAAUUCACUAAAGGUAUUGUGAUUAUAAAUGGAUUUGUAUUAGGUCGAUAUACGAAAAUGGGUCCACAGCAAACAUUAUAUUUGCCCGCACCACUGUUAAAAGAAGGAGACAAUGACAUUAUGAUAUUCGAACACUACCAACCAGCUGAGCAAGUUAAAUUUGUUAUCGAACAUGUUUACACAAAUCAUUGAAUAUAAAAAUCAAAAAUAAA